AUGAGGACGCUGGAAGACUCCUCGGGAACUGUCCUGCACCGCCUCAUCCAGGAGCAGCUGCGCUAUGGCAAUCUGACCGAGACACGCACGCUGCUGGCCAUCCAGCAGCAGGCCCUGCGGGGUGGGGCCGGAGCCGGGGGCACAGGGAGCCCCCAAGCCUCCCUGGAGAUUUUGGCACCCGAGGACAGCCAGGUGCAGCAGGCCACAAGGCAGGAGCCCCAGGGCCAGGAGCACCAGGGCGGUGAGGCCCACCUGGCAGAGAAUACCCUCUACCGGCUGUGCCCACAGCCCGGCAAGGGUGAGGAGCUGCCCACCUACGAGGAGGCGAAAGCCCAUCUGCAGUACUAUGCGGCCCAGCAGGCAGGGCCCCGGCCGCACGCUGGCGACCAAGAUCCCCGAGGGGGCCCUGGAGGCAAUCGGAGGCAAGAUGAGGCCCUGCGGGAGCUGAGGCACGGCCAUGUGCGCUCCCUGAGCGAGCGGCUCCUGCAGCUGUCCCUGGAGAGGAACGGUGCCCGGGUCCCCAGCCACAUGAGCUCCUCCCACAGCUUCCCACAGCUGGCCCGCAAUCAGCAGGGCCCCCCGCCCAGGGGCCCCCAUGCCGAGGGCCCGGAGCCCCGAGGACCGCCACCUCAGUACCCACACGUUGUGCUAGCUCACGAGACCGCCACUGCUGUCACCGACCCGCGGUACCGCGCCCGCGGCAGCCCGCACCUCCAGCAUGCUGAAGUCAGGAUCCUGCAGGCCCAGGUGCCUCCUGUAUUCCUCCAGCAGCAGCAGUACCAGUACCUGCAGCAACCCCAGGAGCACCUUCCACCUCCACACCCAGCUGCUCUUGGCCACGGCCCACUGGGAUCCCUCAGUCCACCUGGGGUGGAGGGGCCAGCAAGCACCCAGGCCUCCUCGGCCACUUCGGGCAGCGCCCAACUGGCCCAGCUGGAGGCUGUGCUGAGGGAGAACGCCAGGCUACAGAGGGACAAUGAGCGACUACAGAGAGAGCUGGAGAGCUCAGCGGAGAAGGCUGGCCGAAUGGAGAAGCUGGAAAGCGAAGUCCAGCGGCUCUCCGAGGCCCACGAGAGCCUGACGAGAGCCUCCUCCAAGCGGGAGGCCCUGGAGAAGACCAUGCGGAAUAAGAUGGACAGUGAGAUGAGGAGGCUGCAGGACUUCAACCGGGAUCUUAGAGAGAGAUUGGAAUCUGCAAACCGCCGCCUGGCGAGCAAGACGCAGGAGGCCCAGGCCGGCAGUCAGGACAUGGUGGCCAAGCUGCUUGCUCAGAGCUAUGAGCAGCAGCAGGAGCAGGAGAAGCUGGAGCGGGAAAUCGCACUGCUGCGCGGUGCCAUCGAGGACCAGCGGCGGCGUGCCGAGCUGCUGGAGCAGGCUCUGAGCAACGCCCAGGGCCGGGCGGCGCGAGCUGAGGAGGAGCUUCGCAAGAAGCAGGCCUACGUGGAGAAGGUGGAGCGGCUGCAGCAGGCACUGGGGCAGCUGCAGGUUGCAUGUGAGAAGCGGGAGCAGCUGGAGCUGCGUUUGCGCACGCGCCUGGAGCAGGAACUCAAGGCCCUGCGUGCACAGCAGAGACAGGUCAGCACCCCCAGUGGUGGUGGCAGUGGUGGGUCCCCAGAACUGAGUGCCCUGCGACUCUCCGAGCAACUGCGGGAGAAGGAGGAGCAGAUCCUGGCGCUGGAGGCGGACAUGACCAAGUGGGAGCAGAAGUAUUUGGAGGAAUGUGCCAUGAGGCAGUUUGCCAUGGACGCAGCCGCCACAGCCGCUGCCCAGCGUGACACCACUCUCAUCCGACACUCCCCCCAGCCCUCCCCCAGCAGCAGCUUCAACGAGGGCCUCCUCGCCGGUGGCCACAGGCAUCAGGAGAUGGAGAGCAGGUUAAAGGUGCUCCAUGCCCAGAUCCUGGAGAAGGAUGCGGUGAUCAAGGUCCUGCAGCAGCGCUCCAGGAAAGACCCCAGCAAGGCCCCCCCGGGCUCCCUGCGGCCCGCCAAGUCGGUGCCAUCUGUCUUUGCGGCCGCAGCAACAGCGACCCAGGGCUGGCAGGCGCUCUCCUCGAGUGAGCGGCAAAUGGAUGCCCCUGCCUGGUUGGCUGCAGCAGACAGGGCUCCUGUGGAGGACCCAGUGGCCACAGCACCCCUUCCUGCCCAUGCCAAACACGGGAGCAGAGAUGGCAGCACCCAGACUGACGGCCUCCCGGACAGCGCCCCGGCCUGCCUGGGACUGGAGCCCGACAGCCUUCUGGGGUGCAGCAGUGGCCAGAGGACAGCCUCCCUGGACUCUGUCGCUGCAUCGAGAGUCCAGGACCUGUCAGACAUGGUGGAGAUCCUGAUCUGA
This is a messenger RNA of Pipistrellus nathusii (Nathusius's pipistrelle), 2331 nucleotides long. The record is from the annotation of a GenBank genome assembly. NCBI's taxonomy places the organism in Eukaryota, Metazoa, Chordata, Mammalia, Chiroptera, Vespertilionidae.